Molecule: messenger RNA, 674 nt
Organism: Solanum stenotomum
Lineage: Eukaryota; Viridiplantae; Streptophyta; Magnoliopsida; Solanales; Solanaceae
Exons: 2
Coding region: 168-542 (124 amino acids)
Cellular component (GO): cytochrome b6f complex
Source: RefSeq, a predicted model, not a curated record
CAGCUUAUAAGUUAGCUCCAAUUUCAGCCAUCCAUCUCCUUAUCCAUUUUGUCUAAUAAUUCAUCUCAAACAUAUCACUCAAAUGUUCACUCUUCUAUUUUCUCUCUACUUUCCCAAACUUAGAUCACUCCACAAGACAUCACAACCAGGUUGGUGGUCAGAAAGCAAUGGCAACAGCUUCAGUGACACUCUCUCCAGCAACAGUUACUCUAGCAGCCAGAGUUGGCACAAACAAGUCUUCCCAGAAAAGAACCAAAGUGAAGUACAUUAGUGGCUUGAAUUCAUUUGAAGGGCUUAAGGCACAUAACAAUGCUGUCUCAUUAGGCCUCCCUUUGAGUACUGAACAGUCAUUUGCCAACAUUGUUAGUUCCUUGAGAACAACAUCAUCAUCACAAGGCAAAGGUGGAGCUUUGUCUUCUACUUGCAAUGCUGCUGUUGAGAUUUUCAAGAUUGCUUCCAUUAUUCCAGCCCUGGUUCUUGUUGGAGUUGCUGUUGGUUUUGUACUCCUUCGGAUCGAAGCUUCUGUUGAGGAAGCUGAUUGAAAAGUUGGUUCGCUAUUGUGUUCUCUUCUCUUCACCAAGAUUUACUUUCUCUGCAUUAUGUAGAGUUUCUUUAUUUUGGUUAUGUAUAUUGAACUAAUAAGCAUUGGAAAAUUUUGAGUUUUCACAUGUUAA